GAAAUGACGUUCAAAUCUUUAACGAAUCUUGGAGGCUUUGGAAAAGCUCCUUGGGACGUACCUGUCGAGCGUUAUCACAGUGAGGGAAGUGGCUACCAUCACGGAUAUCGUGGAAGCUCCAAGGGAAAGGGUGGAAAUAGCGCUGCAUUGAGUGCGUUGACCUUGCUUGCUUUUCUAUUUCUCUUAAAUGUCAUGCAGCAAUCCUUACAAGAUAACAACUCGACGCUCGUUCCAACGACCACUACGCUGUUGUUGCGAGACACCGAUCAGUUACCAAUCGUCUUGGACAAUGGAGAGGAAAAAAAGGUCGAAACGAAAGACAACUUCGCACGUAUAGCAAGUUCGUAUACCUCGGAAGCGAUGGCAAAAGAUUAUACGCGACACAAAGUCUAACCGCAUCUGACAACUGGAGAUCUGUCUGGCAUUUUCUGGAAUACUUUUGUUUCUUACAUUUUUCUCACGAAUAUAUUUGAAAAUAUUUAUUCUCAGAUUUUUCCUGUUUUUAAUUUUAAAAAUA
Molecule: messenger RNA, 517 nt
Organism: Temnothorax curvispinosus
Lineage: Eukaryota; Metazoa; Arthropoda; Insecta; Hymenoptera; Formicidae
Exons: 3
Coding region: 4-393 (129 amino acids)
Source: RefSeq, a predicted model, not a curated record